AUGGCGCAAACACCAGAACAGAGAAGACGCAACGCAAAGUUCAUCAAGGACCAGGAGGCCCGUCGCGGAAAGGCCGAGUCGGAUAUUAAGACACGCGGCAAGGAGAUCCAAAAGUCACCGAUAUCUCCAAUCUGGCUGGGACUUCUCGGUUUUGUCGUCUUCGGAGGUCUGGUAUUCGAGGUCUUCUCGCGCUUCUUCCUCUAA
Molecule: messenger RNA, 204 nt
Organism: Pyricularia grisea
Lineage: Eukaryota; Fungi; Ascomycota; Sordariomycetes; Magnaporthales; Pyriculariaceae
Exons: 3
Coding region: 1-204 (67 amino acids)
Cellular component (GO): endoplasmic reticulum
Source: RefSeq, a predicted model, not a curated record